AUGUCGGAUGUGUCGAACCGAAAGAGUCGAAAAGGCCGCUUAUCGCAGUUUUCCGCGGCUGCUCAUCAGAAUGCUGGUGUUGCGUUUGUUGAGCCUGCAGGGAACGCCGUGGACACCGUUUCCACAAAUGAUCAACCCGUAUUCAAUUCAUCAUUUGACCAACCAUAUUGCUAUCCUACUACCAUAAAUCUACCGGAAUUCGCAACUUUAUAUACGUCGACAACACCAUUAAGCUUCAUCUAUGAAUCUCCUUGCUUAGCACCUCCUCCCGUUGUCUCUGAUUCGCAUGGGGAUUCGAGCGCAAGACCUGAGGAGCAGCAAAUCUACGAAGAGAUAGUGAGAGAAUGUCACGAAAUCGAACAGCGUUGGUUAUCUUCGCCUUCCAAUUCGACCGCUUCCAGCUCGCAGUAUUCUUCUGAUCCUGAAUCACCACCACAAUUAGUGUGGAAACUGGAGAAGCGGGAAAAGAAAAAGGCUCAAAACCGUACUGCCGCUCUCAGAUAUCGUGAAAAGAAAAAGCUGGAUAAAGAGAAGAAAACAAGUGAAAUAGUUUCACUCACUCAAAGAAAUCAAGAGCUGAGAUCAAAGGUGCUAGAGGUCAGCGGAGAGGUUGCUAUCCUGAAGAAACUCUUGAUUGACCCAGAAAAAAGUAACCCGGCUUCAUUACUGUUGAACGUUAAAGAUGAAUAA
This is a messenger RNA of Necator americanus (New World hookworm), 690 nucleotides long. RefSeq lists its product as uncharacterized. The transcript is spliced from 9 exons. Bases 1 to 690 code for a protein of 229 amino acids. Gene Ontology annotation, cellular component: nucleus. Gene Ontology annotation, biological process: regulation of transcription by RNA polymerase II. Gene Ontology annotation, molecular function: DNA-binding transcription activator activity, RNA polymerase II-specific; RNA polymerase II transcription regulatory region sequence-specific DNA binding. The record is from RefSeq and is a predicted model, not a curated record. NCBI's taxonomy places the organism in Eukaryota, Metazoa, Nematoda, Chromadorea, Rhabditida, Ancylostomatidae.